This is a messenger RNA of Musa acuminata AAA Group (dessert banana), 1304 nucleotides long. RefSeq lists its product as uncharacterized. The record is from RefSeq and is a predicted model, not a curated record. Bases 176 to 1111 code for a protein of 311 amino acids. The transcript has 3 exons. NCBI's taxonomy places the organism in Eukaryota, Viridiplantae, Streptophyta, Magnoliopsida, Zingiberales, Musaceae.
UGAAACCGUCAACUAUUGAUAGCACUGACGUGCAUAACACGUCCCCAUUUCUUUGUCUCCACUAGAUUGGAGCAGCGAAGGAAGGGAAGAAGGCUUGACGUAGUUGUGGUUUUCCUUCCAGAGAAGAGAGCAGAAGCAGGAAGAAGAAGAGAUCGAAGUAGGCAUCUCGAUCGCCAUGUACACUCACGGGAAGCAUGCCAAGACGGAGUCGGAGACGUCGAGCAUCUCGCUGUCGUCCCCUCCUCCCUCCCCUCCCCGGCCCGCCUACUACGUCCAGAGCCCACUGGAAUACGGCGACAGGGCGACGGCCACAUCGUACCACUCCACACCGGCGCGCCCCCCGACCCGCAACCACCAUUCCCGGGAUUCCUUCACCGCCCGCCUCUCGUCGACGCCCGGCACCAGGAAGGUCUCCCUCAACUACGGCGUGACGGGCGCUGAUCGCCACCGGGACGACAUGCCAUGGCGGGACACCGCGGCGAUCGAGGAGGAAAGCCUGCUCCGAGACGGCGAGCAAGAAGAGAAGCGCCUUCCCCGUAGAUUCUACGUCCUCGCGUUCGUCGCGGUGUUCCUCGUCCUCUUCUUCCUCUUCGCGCUGGUCCUGUGGGGCGCCAGUCGCCACCAGAGCCCGCAGGUCACCAUGAACAGCAUCACGUUCGAGGAUUUCUACGUCCAAGCCGGCACCGAUUCCUCCCUCGUGCCCACCGAUCUGCUGACUCUGAACUCGACGGUGAAGCUCACCUACCGCAACACCGGGAGCUUCUUCGGCGUGCACGUGACCUCGACGCCGGUGCUGCUCGACUACUACCAGCUCGCGAUCGCCAGCGGCAGCAUAGAUUACUUCUACCAAUCCCGGAAGAGUCAGAGGAACCUCCAUGUGGCGGUGAUGAGCAGCAAGCUCCCACUCUACGGCGGCGGGUCAGGUCUCAGCGGCCGGCCAAAUGGUCAACCAGUGAACCUGACCCUCAGCGUCACCGUCAGGUCAAGGGCAUACGUGCUGGGAAAACUGGUGAAGCCCAAGUUCUACAGCCAUGUCCGGUGUGCUAUUGUGAUGGACCAGACCAGGUUGGACACGCCUGUGUCUCUCAAGAACUCAUGCCAGUACAGUUGAAAGCACACAGCUAGCUCGAGAUAAAUGUGUAUUGGAGGAAGAGUUCACAUAGAGGAGGAAGAAGAAGGAUUGGAUUCACUCUCUUUUGUUCUUACAUGGGUUAUAGAUCUUUGAAUACAUUUUGUAUACGGUUCUGUGGUCUUCUUCUAAUAAAGAAAGCUUUUUUUCUGAAACAAAAAUGUCAGCUAUAUGU